AUGGGAAAAGACAGAAAGGUCGCAGAAGACUUCCAGAAGUUCAUUCAGGCCGACCGCGAGAAAAAGAAGAACGAGGCUCUCGCGGCCAGAAUCUUCAACAGAACUAGCACGCCCGUCUCUACCCCCAGCAGACAGACGGCCGGUGGUUCGCUCGCAAGUCGCGCCGGUGUCAAGAAGCAACGUGGCGGCGCUCCCCAGUCGGCACCUUCGAAGAACAACAGCGAGAAAGUCGGCUCAUGGACCGUUGAUCUUGGUCCUGGCUCAAGGUCCGCCAACAAUACCCCCAAGCCCGGUGGCGCUCUUGCGGCGCGCAUCACCACCCCAGGUGCUGGACCUGCGGGUAACCCCCGCCAGAAGAGGCGGGCUGCGCAGAUGGCGGAGGUGAUCAUUAGGAAUGAGUUCAAGGAGCAGUCGAAUCAGCGCAACCAGCAAGGUCAACAGAGGCGUCAACAACACCAAGCCCCUCCCAAUGCGCCUAAGGGGCCAGCAGCUGCGUCAGUUCCUUCAGGUCCUAGCACCAAGGGAUUCACGAUCAGGGGUCUGGCAGGACCUUUCGCGGUGAUGGCGCAGAACUUUGCUCCCGGAACGACAGCGGCCGAUAUCGAGAACGCCAUGACCCCCGUCGGCGGCCUAAUACUCAGCUGUCGUAUCAUGAAGCACAACCCCAUUGUGAUUGCCGAGAUAGUGUUUGAAAACAAGGAGGGUGCCGACAAUGUGAUUGCCACAUUUGACAAGCAGACAGCCGACGCUACCCCCUCUCGCACUCCCACCGGCCCCCGCUCUCACCGCUCGAACGACUACUACCCCGAGGACGACCUGGUUGAUGGAUCUAUGGGCUUCGAAGACCCCAUGGAGGAGGACGACCUGAUGGGUAAUGGCAACGGACGGCAGCCGCCUAGGGGACCGGCAGCCAUGAACGGCGGCGGCACCGGCGGACUCUAUAGCGACCAGCUGGUCCGCAACCGGAAGGGCAGAGGUUUCGAUGGCAACAGCGGGAGAUACUAG
This is a messenger RNA of Sordaria macrospora k-hell, 1005 nucleotides long. Lineage: Eukaryota; Fungi; Ascomycota; Sordariomycetes; Sordariales; Sordariaceae. The record is from RefSeq and is a predicted model, not a curated record.